Mytilus californianus (California mussel) is the source of this 19163-nucleotide messenger RNA. RefSeq names its product E3 ubiquitin-protein ligase rnf213-alpha-like. Bases 284 to 16672 code for a protein of 5462 amino acids. Gene Ontology annotation, molecular function: ATP hydrolysis activity; ubiquitin-protein transferase activity. The transcript is spliced from 92 exons. Lineage: Eukaryota; Metazoa; Mollusca; Bivalvia; Mytilida; Mytilidae. The record is from RefSeq and is a predicted model, not a curated record.
CAAUUUUUUUUCGCGGGUAUUUUUACAGAAACGAAACCGAAAGUAGAAAUACAUUUUUUGGAAGUAAUGGAACUUUCAAACUUUCAGUAUAAGUUAUUAUCAGCAGUUAAAGGUCAGCUAUUCAGAUUGUAGAAAAUCCACGGGGAAAUCAUUUUCAUGAUCUCUGAAUAUUUUAGGAAGACAGUUAACAUUUAUAACAUGUGAAAUAUACUGUGUUAACUAGCAUAGCUGAUAAAUUCCAAGAGUAACAAUAGCAAUAAGUGUUAUUUCAUACAGCUGCACAAUGCAUAGUUGUCCACAGUGUGGAGACAUAGUAACAAAAGAACAGAAGUUUUGUUCAAACUGUGCAUGGAAAGUUGACAGCGCCAUAUUUGACCAGGAAGGAAUUAUCUGCACAGGACAUAAUGAUGAUGGUACUGAUUGUGGAAGACAGCUUACAAUCAAUACAAAGUUUUGUCCAGAUUGUGCUACACCAGUCAAGAAAGCAGAUGCAGACAUGCCCGUCUCUGAUUCUAACCUGUCGGAUGCAGAUAAUCCCAUAAACGGACAUGAUGUACAUAAACCAGUUGGUUCAACAGACUCUGAAGUAAAACAACACAACAAUGGUAUAACUCAUUCAACAGAACAAGAUGGAGAAGGUCAAAAUGUUCCAAAUCAAAAUGAGUCUGAAGACAGCAUGAUAAAGAAUAGUGAUGUUGCUAAUGGUAACAGUAAGGAAAUUACUUCUUCAACAGACAGUACUCCAUCUGAUACUAAAGCAUCAGUAAAACUGGCAACAGGUCAAAAGACUCCAGAGCCUAAUUCUGAAGGUCAAAAAGAUAAUCCAGAUUCUUCACCAGAAAGUCAAGAGCUGAUUCAGGAAUCAAAAUCGGCCAGUAAAGAACAGACUCAAGAAAUUCCUACUAGUCAGAUACAGAUACCAGAUUCAGAUUCUAAACCUUUCAGCCAUGAACAAACAGGAUCAAAUAGGGAUGAAGACAAAAUGGAAGUUUCAUCAUCACAAGUACCAGGAUCAAAGAAUAAAACCUGUCAUACCAAAAGUACUACUGAUGAGCCAAUUCCUGAAACACCAUCAAAAAAACUGAAAUUAGCAAAUGAAAGAGAUUCAUCUAGAUUCAAGGAAAGUUCCAUAAAGGACAGAACAGUAACAACACAGCGUCACUCAGUAUUUGGACAUGACAAUAAUCAAGACAAGCCAACUGUCUCUGAUGAAACUACAACAGACUCUCCACCAGGACCAAGUUCUGAAAGAUUCAAAGAUUCAUUUAUUUUUGGUGCAUCAUCUAACCUCACAAAUCCAAGUUACUGCAAAGGGGAAUCAAGUUCACAAAAAGAUGAUACUGAUGUGUCUCAAGGUAGAGAAGAUGGGCACAAGGAAAAAGACAAAACUGAUAAAGAAAAUACUGCAAUAUCAGAGAAAGAAGGGAAACAAGAUGAAGAAAGCACUGAGGAUGACAGUAGUGAUAGUAAAGAUUCUGAUAGUGAAAAGUCUGAUGAAGACAGCAAAAACUUGCCUGCUAGUCAAAAGAGGAAGAAAGAUAGAAAGAAAAACAAAAAGAUAAAGGAAGGAAAGAAGAAGGAAAGAAAGAAAAGGAAGGAGAAUAAAGAUGGAAAUUCAAAUACAAACAGCUCAUCUUCUAAAGUUACUAAAUCUUCAACAGGAAAUAAUUCUGCUAGUACUAAGAGUUAUGGGACUGGUGGAAAAACAUCUGUGGGAGAAACUACAGGCAGUAGUAAAAAGCCAGAAGGGAAGAAACCAAAUACAAGUUCCUUUAUAGACGUAUGUUUUCAUGCUGUUAUUUCACCCACAAUUCUGACCAAUCCAGAUAAAGACUUUGUGGUUGUUACAUUUGAGAAGUAUGGUGGUGGUUGGGAGAGCAAAAAAUACAAAUUAAAAUUGGAAAGGCCAAGAGCAGAUGGUUACAUAGUUGGCACUGUGACAGUUGCCAUUCCAAAAGAUAUGGUUUCAUCACAAUCAGGUCCAUUUUACUAUAACUAUGUGGCAUAUCAUGAAGAUGGCAAGAACAGCAAAACUUUCGAAUAUUUUCACCGUACAUUUGCUGGAAGAGAUUUGACAGAAAAGGGUUAUAAAAGAACUUUAUCAUUACCUUUAAAGCAUUCAUCUAAAGAUAUAUACCAUAGUUAUGAUGGAGUUGUUAGAGAAGACCCAAGGCUAGGCAGAAUUAAAAGCAAAAAUUUUUGGGACAAUGUGAAAAAGUUCUUUGGAGUAGAUAGCUACUAUAAACUACUUUGUGAAGAUGCAGAACUUGCAGUGUCAGCAUUCCAACCAGAUUGGCAGUUAAAAUCUUUGAAAAGUGAUGGAUUAAAUGGUGAACAAAUGAUUUUGCAAGUGGGCCAGAUAAGGGAUGGACUUAGGAAACUUUUUGUCAACGAUAUGUCAGUAAUGUAUGGAUCUGACUUUGAUCCAAUAUUUUCCAAAGGUUUUUCAUCACAUAUGAAAAAAGUCAUACAUGGGUUGGACAAAAUUGGCAAAGAACCAGUCAAUAUUGAAACAAAGUCUCUUCGCUUAACUACAGCAGUCUCUGUCACAUACUUAAUCAAUGAAUAUGAUGUUAAAAUAGAAUACAAAGAGAAGAGAAUGUUAUGUGAGGCACUGUUGCCAAUGCCAGAUUUUGAAAAUAAAACAUCAACAGAUCUAGAAGACUUAAAGAAUUUUCUACCGAAUGUUUUCAGUAAAGUAGCUGAUUCUGUAUUGAAGUUUUCAAGAACGAUUGCCGGAAAAUCAUCAGACCCUUGUUGGAUGUUUUGUGUUCCUGUUAUUCAUUUUAUGUUAAAUGAUAUAAGACCUUUUGAAGAACCAACUGUAAAAGUGAACCAUAAUGACAGCGUUCCAAAAUGGUGGGGCAUUGACCAGUUUGGAUACGACAUUGACCAUUUCAAAUAUCAAUCAAAAUGGGACAGGUCAGCUGGUGACAUGUUUAAAGUGUUGAAUCCAUAUUUUGAUGUGGAUUAUUUAUUACCCAGGACUUUGAUAGCAUCACUAAAGCUAGAGAUGUUGCAAGAUGUUUUAACAACCAAUAGAAUUCCACUAGAUAUUACCAUAGCUGUUCUUUACUACUAUUUGAGAGUUACCUACACCAACCUUGGUUUAGUAAAGAAACUGAUAAAGUUUGUGGCCUCCAAGUAUCUUGAUAUGAACAUAGAUAUGUCCAAAACAGGAUUAACCAAUGCAUUCAGAGAAUAUAGAAUAGCAGCUGACCUACUGGAAGCAAGUCUGAAGUAUCCUUCUGGAAACAGCAUGAUCCAUCUUCCAGCUACUGAGGUGUUUUUAAUCACUUUGGAUAGGUUUGAUAAAAUUCAGGAUAAACUUGACCUCAGUAGAAAUAUCUAUCAACAGCUGAAUAUAACAAAGGAUGGUCACUUGAGAAAAUAUGAUUAUUUAAGAGGGAGGAUUGUUAAUUGGCUUGCUGAUGAGCCUAUAUAUAAGGAAGAGUUAAAGUUUUUGAAGGUGUGGAAUGCAGCACUUAGUAUAAAAAUUCCAGAUGGUAAAGUGAGAGAUUCCUUUUUGAAGACAUUAGAAGAACGGUUACACAAAUUACUUCAAGAAAAGGGCAUUGAAGAGAAGUUGAUAGAGAUCUACUGUAUACAUAUAGAAUCAUUUGAUGGAAUUGUACAAGAGAUUCUUAGCAAAGUUGCAUUAAAGGCUGUCAGUAAAUGUAGCAGUUUUGACUGGAGAAAUGUCAAGGAUGAAAGAGGCAACAUGAGACUUGGAAUGCUUUUUUCCAAUGUUUUUGAGCGGAGCUGGGAUGUACGCAAGCUGGAUGAUCCAUAUGAAGUUCUUCAUCAUGCUGUUACAUGGGGACCUUUUCCUACAUAUAUGGAGAUGUUUUGCAAUAUUCCAAAAGCAGUAACGGAAGACUGUCUGAAGUUGUUGAAAACAUUCAUGGAAAUAAUACAGGGAUUUAUUAACAAGUUACUACAAGGAAACAUAGUAAUUAAAACAUUGAGGUUGCUAAACAGCAGAAGUGGAAGUUUUGAAAAAGUACUUAUUGCUAUGAAAGUUGAACAUGCGGAAGCCAUCAUGAUAACAUUAUUCAUAAGAUUCAGAGAACUAGAGGCAUUUGAUAAAACCUUUCAAAUUGUACAAGAUUUCACCUAUAUCUGCAUUCACUGCAAAGCUGAUACUGCACUUUUGGAAACCAAGCUAAAGAUUUUCAGUGCACCAGAUAUGGUUUGUUUAAACAAACUUGUCAAAACACCAUUACUAGAAAAUAUAAAGAAUCCUGAUACUUACCAACCAAUAGUGACUGUGUUUGAUCUAUGUCCAGAAGAAUUGAAUAUACUUCCAAAUAUUUUGGAAUGUUGCAAAGGAUUACUUUUCCUGAAGAUUUGGGAAAAGAAGGGAAUUGAACAACAGAAACAACUUGGUAGGAAUGUUCACAUUAAUGAAGUCUUCGAGAAAGUUUGGCAACCAGCACUGGAACAGUGGAAGACUUUGAGCAAGAACUUGAAACAAGGAGAUAUGUUUUUCACUGAUUUUGAGAAAUGGUUCAAGAAUAAAGAUAGCAGUACUUUGGAGAAAGAGUUCAGAUUACUGGAUAAUGAUGGAGAUACCAGUUGGAUAAAAGAAAGAUUGUACCAGAUCAAGCAACAUGGGAAUAUUAGGAACUAUGUGCAUGGAGCUAAAGCAAUAAUAGAAGUAGUUAAUGCAUUUGAUUUAAAAGGAGAUUUUAGCCAAAUACAAGAGAUAAUAAAAUUGACUGGCGGUGAGGACACAGUGAUGAAGAAAUUGGACAGUAAUCUGCUGGAUACUUGCUCUAUACUAGGAGGGAUUACUCAGGAUAGAUCUGAAUGUCUGCAGGUUUUUAUUAAAUGUAAACCACUUGUUGAUUGGAUAAAAGAAUCAAUGCCAGCUGGACUGAAGGAGUUAAAAGUAUUUGUAGACCUGGCUAGUAUAUCAGCAGGUGAAGGUGACAUGGAGAUUGCCAAGGUCAACUGUUUACAUUCUGCUACAACUGGAUAUGCUCCACUCAUCUUUAAUUUGGAAAAAGAAUGUGAUACAAAGAUGUUCCUGGAAAAGUGUGAGGUUGUUUGGAAAGAAUUAGUUCCAAAUCCUCAACUGCCACAGAAGUUGCUUGAUACAACUAGACAGCUUGAAUGGCUAAAAUCAGUGAAAAAAUCUCAUGGGUCUGUAGAAGUUACUUCCCUUGCUCAAGCUGAAGCUAUCAAUGGAAAGGGUAUUUACCAAGUUGGAAACUUAGAGAAAAAGACUUUUUUGAAAAUUCCAGAGUUGACAGAUGUAUUAGAGUUACGUGUCCCUGAAGAGGAGGGGAAUAUGGCUCAGAGAAAUCAUUACAGAUACGAUCAACUUCACGACCUCCAGUCACGACUGAUGUUAGUGGCAGGGAAAGCUGAGAAAGGCAAAGAUGAUGUCGAUAGAUUUAUGUUGAUCUUAGAUUCAGUUGUUAGACUUGGUAAUAUAUACAAAAAGCUGGUCACUGAAGGUUGUGUGCUUUUUUCUCAAUGGCAUGUGAAAUUUCUAUGUGACAAAGAUAGAAAAGCAUGUGCUUUUAUAAACUUUGGAUUUGGAGAAGAAAGGCUUACUUUAAAAGGUAGAAUUGACGAGGAAAACCAUGAUGUCAGUUUCAUCAUUCCCAAACUAGCCAGAUUUCUGGAGCAAUGCCAUGAGAAAUGGUUGGACUAUAUUGACCAAAAACGUGAAAAGUAUUACUGUCUGAAUUUCUUCACAAUAGAUCAGAUGGUGAUUUUGCAACAGGAACUUGUCAAGAUAGGAUCUGCCCAAGAACCAGCAGCUUUGAUUUAUCCAUUGAUGUCUGCAGUAAAACAUGGAUGUACAAAGGACGAUCUUGUUAAAGCCAUGUCUGCUGCCAAACUUGAUGUUGAUAGAGCUGACACAGAGAGGGAAACACAGAAAGAAGAUGAAGAGAAAGAUAAAAAUGAAGAGAAAGUAGAAGUAUCGGAUGAUUUGAAAACACAGACAUUUUUCAAUGAAAUGACAAAAUCUGGAUAUCCCUUAGGGUUAGCGAGAGAAGCUUUGAAGCAUGUAGAGGCUGAUGAUAUAGAUGGAGGAAUUGUUUGGUGUAUGGACAAUGAAGAUGAAUAUGGAACAGAAGAACAGAGCAUGAGUGAGACGGCACCUGACGAAGUUCCAGAUUUCCAUGGAUGGACACAAACAGAUCAGUCUCUAGCCUCAAUAACUGAGGGCCUUGUAAAUCAGCUGGUUGGAGUUGGAUCUAGAGAGAAUUCUGUUGACAAAUUGAUAAAAACCUUAGAAGACUUGUGGAAGACAUUCCUGGUGUCCAUUUCAUCCAGUGUGUCUGAUUAUCUUAGUGUAGAACAUCUUGGCAUCAUUCUUAAUAGACUUAAUGAACAAGAUGACUUUACAGUAAACAGAACAUUACUACCAUGCUUUACUGCUGGAGAACCAAACUUGUUAAUUUGUCCUCAGAGUGAGAUCUACAACACAGUAUUAUCAGUGUACAGUCAUGAAGUAGCAAGACCUUUACCUCAAUCUGACGAAGUUCUACUAUGUACUCCCACUACAGCUCUGGAUAUGCUUGAAAUUUUCUGGAGACGAGCAUUGUUUACCAACAAUGACCGAGUAUUUUGUCUAGUGAAUGCUGAUCUGCUGAAUUAUGAUGUGAGUGACAAGGGAGAGAACUCACUAGAGAGACAUCUCAGGAAAGCUGAGAGUAAAGGUAUAAAGUAUAGACUAGUAGUUAUAUGUAGUAGUGAGAAUGAGUACAGAUCCAGAAUAGUAGCUGCUCUAGACAAAUACCACAAACCCCCAUUACAUACAGAUGUCAACAUGGUUAGAAAAUAUCUCCUGACAAAAUUUAAAGUGGACAAAUCAGACAAAGAAUGGACACCAGCAUCAACUGUAGAUUAUGAAAGAUGCAGUGUACGUGUUGUAAAGUCAUGGAGAGCAGGUGUGGGGAAGUCCCUGUACAAGAAAAGAAUGGUAGAAAGUUUACUGAAACAAGUUUCUUCUACACAGAACAGUAUCACUAUUCCACUUCAUGAAAAGACAUUAAACAAUGAUGAAAUUAUGGAUGUUUUCAAGGAAGAAAUUUUACCUCCACAGAAAUACAGACCUAGAAUAUUCCACAUUGAUAUAUCUCACGAGGUCCAGGAAGGAGUAGAUGUGUUCUUGUUUCAAUUGUUGAUACUUGGAUGUUUAGGCCAUAGUUCUGGAUUUGUAUGGAGAAGAUCUGAGUUGGACUACUACAUCAUUGAGUCUAUGCCACUAUUAGCUAGGGAUACAGAUGUACAAGUUAAAGAGGGAAGGAAGCUGAAGUGUUUACAUCACUGCCUGGACAUUCUACCUCACAUUAUCUGUAGAUCUCCACAGGAAAGUUUAGACAUCCUACGACAGCCUGAUGAUAAUACAAUUCAUGAUAGAUUGUUUGAUAAUAUAGAGUUCAGGAGUAAAACUUUCCAGAGACCAUACCAGUACCUAAAGAGACUUGACACAAACUGUAAACUUGACAGUGUUAAUCCUAGUCAGGCAGAAGGAGAUAAAAAGGAUUGUUUAGUUGUUUUACUCAGACACUGUGGUAUAAGAGAUCCGUCUUGGUCCGAGUUAUAUCAUUUUGUCAGCUUCCUGAACAAACAGCUACAAGACUUUGAGGUGUCAGCUUUCUGUUGUUUAGCUGCCUCAGAAGAUUUACCAGGAUUUUCCAAGUUUGUACUGAGAUUCCUUAUACAGAUGUCCAGAGAUUUUUCUACGAGAUCAUUAGAAGUGAGUGAAGAAUCACCAAUACACCUGUUACAGAGACAAAUCAGUCAGGACGAUGGAGAUGGGGAGGAUGUAGUACAACAAUACAAAAUGAGACGAACCUGGGAAACUAGCCCACAUCCAUAUCUAUUCUUCAACCCAGACCAUCACAGCAUGACAUUCCUUGGGUUCAACAUUGAAAGAGGAAGUGGUAACUUGAUAGAUCAGCAGACCAGAAAGGUUUUAGAGGCAGCAAUCAUGCAACAUACAUUGUUUGAUGCUUUAGUUAGAAACAGGGUCAAUCUGUCAGAAAACUUUGAUGCAUUGCCUAGACAUGAGAAAAUCAAUAAGCUAUGUAAUGUGAUGGGACUAGAGUUACCACAUGACCCUGAUGAGACGUAUGAACUGACAACAGACAAUGUGAAAAAGAUUCUGGCUAUUUAUAUGAGAUUUAGAUGUGACAUACCAGUUAUCAUUAUGGGGGAGACAGGAUGUGGUAAAACUCGUCUUAUAAAGUUUAUGUGCGCACUUCAGCAACCUCCUGGUGUAAAAGUGGAAAAUAUGAUUCUUAUGAAGGUUCAUGGUGGAACAAAGCCAUCUGACAUAAUUAGAAAAGUGAAGAAAGCAGAAGAAAUUGCAAGCAAAAAUUCUGCAACCUAUAAAAAUAUGGACACUGUGUUGUUCUUUGAUGAAGCUAAUACAACUGAAGCCAUUGGCGUAAUCAAGGAAAUUAUGUGUGACAAGUCUCUUGGAGGAAAACCAAUUAAUCUUCAUGAGAGGUUGAAAAUAGUGGCAGCUUGUAAUCCAUAUAGAAAACAUUCAGAGAAGUUGAUAAAGAGAUUAGAACAGGCAGGACUUGGCUAUUAUGUCAGUUCUGACAAAACUACGGACAAACUUGGGAGAAUACCAAUGAGACACUUAGUAUACCGUGUCCAGCCACUCCCACAAAGUAUGUUGCCCCUAGUCUGGGACUUCGGACAAUUAAACACAGUUGUAGAGGAAAUGUAUAUCAAACAGAUGGUUCUCAGAUAUAUAAAAAAUGGGGAACUACCUUCUGGAAUAGAAACAAUUUUAAGCAAGAUACUUACUGUAUCUCAAGAUUUUAUGAGAGAUCAAAAGGAUGAGUGUAGUUUUGUUAGCUUGAGAGAUGUAGAGAGAGUUUUACAGAUGAUGAGUUGGUUCUACAAACAGAGUAGGGAAGACCAGUUAUUGUUCAGGAGACUUCACAACAUGAAUGAUGCAGAAGAUUCAGAGGAAGAUUCAGAAGAUGAAUCAAUGGAAGUAGAAACACAUCAGCAAAUAGAUGAUGUGACCAGGUCACUGGUGCUUGCCCUUGGGGUCUGUUACCAUGCCUGUUUGAAGAACAGAAAAGAAUACAGGGAUACAGUUGCCAAGUAUUUCACACAACCCUUGGUGUUACCAGGAGGUGCUGAUCAGAUUGAAGAGGAAAUUUCUAAAUGUCAGUCUGUAUUCUUGGAUAGUGUUAGCUUAGCACCAAAUAUAGCCAGAAAUCAGGCUUUAAAGGAGAAUGUAUUUAUGAUGAUAGUGUGUAUAGAGCUGAGGAUUCCUAUGUUCCUGGUGGGUAAACCUGGAAGUUCUAAAUCUCUAGCUAAGACCAUAGUAGCUGAUGCCAUGCAGGGAAAUGCUGCUCAGAAUGAACUCUUCAAAAAUUACAAACAGGUACAAAUGGUAUCUUUCCAAUGCAGUCAUUUGUCAGUACCGGAAGGUAUAGUGGGUACAUUCAGACAAUGUGCUAACUUCCAGAAAGGUAAACCUCUAGAUAGAUUUGUGUCUAUAGUUGUAUUGGAUGAAAUUGGUCUGGCUGAAGAUUCACCAAGAAUGCCGUUGAAGACCUUACAUCCACUCCUUGAAGAUGGUUGCCCUGACGAUGAAGAACCAGCAGACUAUAAAAAGGUUGCUUUCAUUGGUAUAUCAAACUGGGCCCUGGAUCCAGCCAAAAUGAAUAGAGGUAUCCUUGUACAACGUGAAGUUCCUGAUAUCACAGAACUCAUCGAAAGUGCUAGAGGGAUAUGUACUACAAAGAAACAGAAAGUAUUGAAAUACAUAGAACCAAUGAUACACCCAAUGGCUGAUUCUUAUUUGGCUUUGUUUAAAGAGGCUUCUACAGAGAUGAGAGAAUUCUUUGGUCUUCGAGACUUUUACAGUUUACUGAAGAUGUUAUAUGGCUUUGUGUCAGAAUCAAAGAGGAAGCCAACAUGGUUCCAACUACAGCAUUCCAUACUGAGAAAUUUUGGAGGAUUAGAGAAUGUAAAACCAGUUGACAUUUUCUGCAAAAAAUUGGCACAUCUAGUGGACAAAAAUGAUAAGCCAAGAAAAACUGAUCCAGAUUGUACCCCAGCAGGAAUGAUCCAGGCUUGUCUGACAGGUCAAGACACAUCUAUCAGUGAGACCAGAUACCUGUUACUACUGACAGAGAAUUAUGGAGCCCUGACAAUAUUACAACAGAAAAUCUUUACCAUGGAGAAUGCUGUUGUUAUAUUUGGAAGUAGUUUUCCCAGUGAUCAAGAAUAUACACAGGUGUGUAGAAAUAUAAACCGUAUCAAAGUUUGUAUGGAGACUGGCAGUACUGUUAUCCUGUUGAACUUGGAGAAUCUAUAUGAAAGUCUUUACGAUGCUCUGAAUCAGUAUUAUGUAGAGUUUGGAGGAGAGAGGUAUGUAGACUUAGGUCUUGGUUCACACAGAGUGAAAUGUAGAGUACACAGAAAGUUCAGACUGAUUGUAGUAGCAGAGAAACAGAUUGUUUAUGACAAGUUUCCAAUUCCACUGAUCAAUCGUCUGGAGAAACAUUUCUUAUCAUUGAAGACCAUGCUGACACCUUCUCAUCUAAAACUAACAGUUAAGUUACAGGAAUGGGCACAGCAGUUCUGUGAGGUCAAAGUUCCUAUGCAUAUGAGGCAUUAUAGGCAAAAAAAAGAAAGCAGACAAAUUGGAGAUGCAUUUAUGGGUUACCAUGACGACACUUGUGCUGCUAUUAUACUGUAUGCCUGUCUUGAAAGAGAGUGUAAUGACCAGGCUAUACCAGAAAUGGAAAAUGAGAUUCUAAAAGAUGCAGAAGGUAUCCUUUUAUGGUGUGCUACACCUGCAGCAGUGCUAGAACUUGAAGAUCAAGGCAUAUUUGACACAUACUUCUCAGAACAGAACCAUGAAAGUCUGGCAGAUUAUCUACGUUAUAAAGUAGCAAACCAAAAACAGAAAAACAUCCAUGCUCAGAUAACAACCAAUUCCAAGUUGCUGUCCAUAGCAGAUAUAGAUAUAUUGUGUAGAUUUCUACCUAUUCUGAGGAAGAACAUAGUUUUACUGAAUCUUCAGUCAUUUGACACAGAACAACAAUUCAGUAGACAAAUCAAGUCAUUCUUGGACCAGACUACUUCAGAUGACAUGUUGUUGAUUAUACAAUGUGAUAGUGGUGACCAGAAUGGAGACUUAAUAGCCUGUGCUAGAAACACUUUACAGGAUGAGCUGCAACAGAUACAUCACAGAGUGUCUAAUAUCCAUGUUGUCCUCCUUAUACAACUCCCAGGUAUAGCUGGAGGAUGCUUCACAGGAUUUCAGUGUGGUUUAUGGCACUCAGUUCACAUUGAUGAUAUCCAUCCUGCUCCUCAAGAUAUUCCAUCAGUUGCAGAAAUGUCUGGGAAAUCUGUCAGUGCAUUGUUAGAUGUAACCAAGGACCAAUCUGAGGUCGAUAUGGAAAUAGAGAGAGAUCAGGAGGACCGAGACAUAGAGACAAUGGAAACAAAUGAAGAAAUAGAUUUAAUGGACAUAUAUAUAGAAGAAAAAGCUGAAACAAAGAAACAGUUUAAAAUUGAUUAUUUGAUUAAGAAAUGUAUACAACCAGCCUUGGGAAAUGUAAAAGAUCCAAAGUCAGAUGAAACUAGAGCUGUAGACAGACUAAAGAUUAUACUUAACUGGAUGCAGGUUGAAGAAGGUCAAAUGACAGUACUGUCAGGAAUAGCAAAACAUAUGACAGGUAUUCUUAAAGAAAAAGAGCAGAAUAUUGGGAGACAAAUCAGGAACUGGUUGACUACAGAAGCUACUAAACCAGAAAACUUGAACAGAGCUGGUACAUUCAGAAACUUUGCUGUUCAAUGUUUAGAGGCGAAAGUAAUUCCUGUUUUGGCUGGAAUCAUUGCUUUCAUGGAUACGAAUAGAAAUUUAGACAUUUUAGAAAACUCAAGUGACCAAGAUUGGCAAGUUGCCAUUUGGUUACAAAUCCUGAAUGAUCCAGAACUAACCCAAUUGAAAUAUUCUUUAAUGGUAUCUCCUACACGUCUACAAGAACUGCAGGAAAUAACUGUCAAAACAACAUCUGUAGAUGGAAGGGUAUUCUCUGCCAAGAUGCCAUUCUCCUGGAUCAUUUUUGGACAGAUAGAGGAUGUUUUAAGAAAUUCUAUGGAAACAAAAGAAGUUUCAGAUAGUGAUUUUGAUGUGGUAUUGAAAGCCUCAGAUAUUUUCCAGUCAUUACCAUUAGGUAUACUUCUGUCAGGUAUUGAGGGAACUUACAUCCACCAAGUUCUAAAAGCUUACAUACAGGAUUUUGUCUACAUGGUUCAUCCUGUACAGUCGGACCCAGAAUGCAAUCUAAUUUGUGAGAGUUUGAUAGUAGGUUGUAAGCAUCUACUGAGAGGAGAAUUUGGAAGAUUGUUACCCUCCAUAUUAGGCUGUCACAUGACUUUUAUACUACAAAAUACAAGGUUUAAAAACUUUUCACACAUUGUUCAUGUGUGGCCAGGAUGUAGUCAAAAGACGUUGGAAUUCCAGCAGAACCAAUCAUCCUUCUACUUAGUGACUGAAGACGAACUUACAUUGGAUGUCCUUGCAUUACAUAUGUUAGUUGAUAAUCUGGAACCCAACAGAGAUGACUUAAACAAAAUAGAAACUAGGACAAAAUGGCUACGACGAGUCUGUGAUUAUCGGCCAGUGGUAGAAAGAAUUAUUGGACAUUUUAUGCAGGAUGUAGAGAAUAGAGAAUAUCAUUAUGGGGAUCGUUGUCAGAAAGGAAUCGAAAAUGCUAGAUACCAGUGGACCAGGGUGGUUGUAGUGAAGUUAUUUAUAGAACAUGUUUGUACUACGGAUAAAGAUGAGAUUAGUAUCAAAAGAUGUAUGCCAUUCUGGGGAACACUUAGAGAAGGGGCAGACAUGAAAGAUUUGAAAAGUCUUGAAAAAGUGGAAAAGUUUAUAAAACACUGCAACAAAGAUGUUGUGACACAAUGUUUUGGCAAACAAACAGACUGUGUUUCAUGUGAAACCAUGAUAGAUGGAGCACCAGUCAGGCUACCUUGUAGUCAUGUGAUGUGCAGAAAAUGUUUCCUUGGCAACAUUCAACUGAAGGAAUAUGAUUGUCCAGAUUGUCGCAAGAAAUUCCCAGAAGACCUGGAUCCUGACAAAACUGAUAAAGAAUUAGAAAUGAAGAAGUACCAUGACUACAGAAGACGCUGUAAUAGUUUCUUCAUGGAGGUUGUAUCACAACUCUGUUUUGCUGAUGGAACUCCACCGUCCAAGGAGGUAAUUGAUAAACUCCUGUCAUAUAUCACUGGUCAAAGUAAGACGAAGAAGAGCGGGAGAGUUUUGUCUAAAGAACUGACCAUAUUUGACGAUACAAUAGACCCUACACCAGUGGUCAGAUCCUUUCUGUUACAGCAGUUGAUGCAAACCAGUAGUGACCAUGAAAUACAGAAUCACUUGUCUGCCUACUUUACCCUUGCCAAUGAUGUAGUUAAAACGUCUGCAGAUCCUCACAAUUCUGUGGAGCUAUGUCUUCUUGUUCUUCAAUGUAUGGAGGAUUCACUGCAUCAACAGUACAAGGGAGAGGAAGAAGUUACCGUAGCAACUCAGAUGUUGAGAGAGGCAGUUCCAUACAUUGUGUGUGAUAGUGAUGUCCUUGAUAAGAUAGAUCAUAUUGCCAGGGUUCGGUUUUCUUUGACUGUAGUGGCAAGGCAUAUUCACAGAUUAUAUGGAACAUCAAAGAAAUCUAUGCCUGAUGAGAAAAUUAGGAGAAUGUUCGAGGCGGCUGCUAAACUUUGUGAUGAAUGUAAAUCUCCAUGGCCUAGGAGAUAUUUUGUAAAGCAGCUGUGUAGGUGUCAUGGUAUAGACAGUUACCACACAGUCAUAGCGAACAGUGAAGCAAGUUUUCUAAAAUGGGUCUGUCUACCAGAACUACAGGCAAAUGAGGUAAAAGAAUGCCAUGACAGAUAUAUUGUGAUUGGAGAUGAGUACAAACAGCUAAGAGAAAUCAUCGUUACCACAAUACUCAGUGAAAACAGUGACAAAAUAGACACACUUUUGAAGAGCCCUCAAAAUGAAUGGCAGUGUAGAGUAAAGUUGAAUUUAGCUUUACACAGGGAAAUAUGUAUGAACAAAGUAACAGAUAGAAGUCCACAAAAGUUUACAGAAGAGGGAAUAAACUCCAUCAGCAAGUACAUACUAAGUGAACACUGUCAGCUGAUUACAGAUAAGGAUUUUGCACAAAGAUUACUGAAUAAUGAAGUUUGGAAACUGAAGGGAAACAUCAUCAAAGGAAUGGAUCUAGCUCAACAGAAUGUGUUCUGUCUUCUAACACAUUAUAUGAUUCUAAUGUCUGAAAUUCCAGGGAAGACAACUCUGCUAACACCUUUACAGAAAAUAGCACUAGACCCUACUAGUAUGGUGAAUUCCUUCUUCCCCACAAUGCCCCAGGAUGAAAUACAGGAAAUAAAGGAGGCACUCUUAGCUGCAAGGGACAAAACUCCUAAUGAAAAUCCUGUAUUUUAUAGAUGUCCAACUGGCCACCCAUAUGUUAUAGGUGAUUGUGGAAGACCUUAUUAUCUUGGUCAUUGUAAAGAAUGUGGACUACAGAUUGGAGGUGAACGUCAUGUACUAAGGCCAGAUAAUGUUAUAGAUUCUGGAGGUGACAGGACAGAGACAGGACAUAUUUUAGGUAGAGCCACAAAUCUUGGUCCUAUAACAGCACCAGAGAGGCAGUUGAACAGAGCAUCUUUUUCUAUACUUAGAUUACUGACUCAUAUCUCUAUGUACAUUGGAGCAAAUAAUAAUAUACAGGCUGUUGGUCUGUCCAUCAAACCCAAUAUAGAGGAGACUGAAGUUGGAAGAUAUAUACUGGAACAUAUUGACCUUGAUAUGACCUCUAUACAGAAUAUCCUGGGUAAAAAUAAGGAUGAUAUAUUGUUAUUAAUUCAUCAUCUGCUGGCGAGGAUGAUGGAAGAACACACUAUGGCAGUUAUAGGAGAAAAUUAUCCAGCAGAUAUGUGUGGAUUGUUAAACAAAAAGUCCAGAUCAAAAUGGGAAGAAGAAUUUGCCAAGAAAUAUAUAACUCCAGUAUUGCAGAAUAUGGAUCAAGUCUUAAAGCAAAGCAAUGGGAAAAUACAGAAAGAUCAGAGACUUGGUGCGGAUGCACUAUUACAGAUACUGUAUGAAACGGACAAAGUACAAGAAAAUCAGGAUAUCCUAAAACUACAAGAAAUACCUGGAGUAUGGAGAUACAGGGAUCUUAUAUCAAUCAAUCAUCUCGGACAAAAUCUAGAAAGAUCAGAGGAGAAACUACCUGUACUCAGACUUUUCCUGAAAGAGGAACAUCAUCUUAGAGCUAUAAGAUUUAUACCAAGUAUAAUGAGAUUACAGAGAAUGUUAAUACAGAAAUAUGGUAGAAAGUUAGACAGAGCAGAAGCUACAACUCUCAAAAUACAAGAUGUUAAACAGGAAAUGGAAAAAGAUAGAAAAAUUGAUGAAUUUGAACAAUUGUUGAAGGAUUUUACAGAAGCAUGGAGUAUUGUAAAAGAAUCACUUAAAACAACUGUUUGCCUGUUAGAGAACAAUGUAUUGGCCAUUGACAAAUCGUACUUCAGAUCAGCAAUAUCAGAUGACACACCUAUAUCAUACCUCAUACCAACAUAUCGUGAUGCUGGACUCUGUUCCUAUAUCUUGUUAUAUUUCUUGUUAAAGAAGCAAAACAUGUUCAUAGAACAGUACUGUUAUCAGAGAAGACUCUCGGCAGAAACUCUUCCUCAAGUUCAUGUGAAAGACAUAUCUUCAGCCCAUUUAAUCAGUUACCAUCCAGACAAAGACCUGUUACCCAUGGUGUUGGCUAACUGUAACUACACAUUUGAAGUGGGACAGGGAACCAGGAUAGAAUAUAACUUUACCAAUCUUGAGAGACAACUGAUGGACAGAUUCCUCUUCUCAAAGUCAAUUAUAACUGGAAUAGCAGAGAUAGAAACAAUUACAUACAGAUCAGAAUCUACAAAUGCUGUUGUUUUUAAGACUUUAUGCGACAAGGUCCAACAAGAAAGAUUAAGUCCAGCAGUAAGAAGUCAGAUUUGUGCUGAGAUACGUAUGAAGCAUGCAGCUGAUUUGUGGGAAAGCUUGGAUAAGUUAGACAUUGCCAUUAGUUUCCUAAAGUCUGUAGGUUCAGAUCCUGACAAUUCACUCAGUGACUUCAUCACAAAUACUCUCAAGAUAGAUAAUCCAUUUUCAAGUCCAAAGGCACAACAGUCCAGCAGGUGUAAGCAUACCAUGUCAUUAUGGAUGACAUUAGCAUUGGAAAGAGCCAAAGAAAUAGCUAAAAAUAAUAGAAAAGCCUUUGAAGGAAUCUCAGAAAACUUCAAGAAAAAUUUAACAGAGGAACAAAGAAAAGUUAUUUUUGAAAUAAUUAGCAGUUUACCCAUAGAACAAAUAGACACAUUGGUGGAAGUGAUAUUUGAAUGUAUUGUAUUCAAAGUAGACGUUCCACAGGAUGAUGAAGAGGAAGAAUUGUUCUCUAAAGUCAGCUUUCAUGAUACUUUGAUUGGGUAUAUGGAUACCUGUCCCUAUGAAGAAGAUAAACAGUUGGAAGAAACACUGAAGGCAGUCAUUGAUCUAAUACCAUCAGAUGAUCAAUUUGGUGUUGUUACAUGUCAGUCUGUGGAAUUGUGGCAUUUAGUCCAGAAAAUUCACAUGGAUAAACAGAAAAGGAAACAUUAGAGAAUUUCCAUACAGAUAAUUACAUAUACACCUGACUAAGAUGUGCCAUAUGUAUAGUUUUGUAUUUUCAAACCAAAGAUAUGCAUACUUUUCCUUAAAGGAUUCUAUUUUAUGUUUUGCAAUUUAUUUCAAAGAUAUUUAAGAUUAUGUGCCUUACAUAUAUGUACAUUUAUUUUUAUAAGACAGGAACAGUUUGUUUUGGUUUGGUUGUUAUGUCCUUACAUCGAAUAAUUAUAAGUGUAUCAUUGUAUCUGACUCUACUGUCAAACAGUGAGACAUGAUCACAAUUAACUAUAAUAUAUAUUGAAAAAUAACUAAAAGAUGUUUUUUUUUAAAGGAAUUCAAAAUUGUUUGUGUUGGUAUUUAUGUUUGUAUGUUCACAGCUUGUCUUUCAGUACCAGUGUUCAAUAAUGAAAUGUUUUAGUUUGUAUGUAUAAUAUUGUAUGAUGAUAAGGGUAAUUCUGUCAACUACAUGUAGAGUAUACAAUUUGAGAUCAUAUGUUGCAUUAAUGAAAAAUUUAUCAGAAUUAUUGUGUUGUUGCCAAUAUAUUGUAAUUUUACAUAUUUCACCAAGACACCGUUUUCAAAAGCUGUUGAUUUUGAUUAAUACAAAAUUAAAAUGCUGUUUCAUUUUUCUCUCUUUUGUACAUUUUUAUUUGUACACAUUUUUUAUAUCUACAUUUUUAUAAGCCCGUUUACGUGAUGUAUUAUGGUAUACCGUUGACCGUCUGUCCGUCCGUCCGUCGUCAACAUGUCGGACAUUAACUCAAAAAAGCUUUAACCAAUAUGCAUGAAACUUUGGUGAGUUGUUUAUAUCUAUUGACGUGAGCUCCCUUUCGUUUUUUAUAAAUUUCAGAUUUACCGUUUCUGAGUUUUGGGGUUUUAUUCAUUAAAAAAGGGGGGAUUUUCCAAUUUUCCGACAAUAACUCAAGAAUGCUUUCACCAACUUGCAAGAAAUUUUGGUGAAUUGUUUAUAUCUAUUGACAUGAGCUCCCUUUCGAUUUUUAUAAAUUUUAGAUUUUACAUUUCCUAGUUAUGGGGUGUUAUUCAUAAAAAAAAAGGGUGAUUUUCAAGUUUUCGGCCAAUAACUAAAUAAUGCUUUCAGCAGUGCUCUUGAAACUUUGGUGAAUUGUUUAUAUCUGUUGAUGUAAGCUCCCUUUAGAAUUUUAUAAAUUUUAGAUUUUACAUUUCUGAGUUAUGGGGUUUUAUUCAUUAAAAAAGGGGGGAUUUUCCAGUUUUUGGACAAUAACUCAAAAAUGCUUUCAGCAGUUCUCAUGAAACUUUGGUGAAUUAUUGAUAGCUAUUGAUGUAAUCUCCCUAUUGAAUUUCAUAAAUUUCAAAUAUGACAUUGAGAAGAAAUUGAACUUUAUUUGUUUAUAGUCUGACAACAGAUUUACUAAGUAUUGCGCAACAGCACAGUGUAUUGCACAACAGCAAGAAAUCUUUAAUUGAAUAUAAAUUCAAUUCAUAUAACCAAUUUCAAGUUCUUUGACUACAUUUAUUCAGAAACCUAUAAUAUGUCAAAUAUAUGAUUACAAUCCAAAUUCAGAACUCUAUCAAGCUUGAAUAUUGUGUCCAUUUUUGCCCCAACUGUUCAGGGUUGGACCUCUGUGGGCGUAUCCAGCUGCGCUCAGCGAAGCAGUUUAUUAUAACUUUUCCACAGUUGCAUAUUAUUAGUUUUUUCUUUGAGAUUUAUGCAAUAUUUGAUGUUUAUGGCAUGAUACAUUUAGUUUCAACAUGAGGACAGCUAUGUCUCAAUUUUUUACCCCCCUCCCCCAAUAAAAUUCCGAAUUUGAGAAGCAUUAUACUUGGCAGUUACUUUUGACAUAUCUUGCAACCACAUAAAUAUUACUUUCAAUGUGUUUUGAUUAAAAUUUUCAAAUGAAGUGGGAAAGUUUUCAUAUUAAAAAAGGUAAAAAAAAUAUUCUAAGAUAAAUACAUUUUAUUAGAAACUAAAGAUAUAAAAUUUGCAAACAUUUUAUAAAAAAAAUGUCCUUUUAGUGUUAUGAGUUUUACUGUCCAAUAUUUUUGUUAAUUCCUGCCAUCAUUGUAUACUGUUGUGUUUGGGCUUUUGAUUUUCAUCUUUUCAUAACUGUAAAUUUACAAUUCUGUGAUAUAAAUUUAAAAUCUUUUACAAACACCUUUGAACAAUAUAAAUCUGUAAUGAUUUUUAAAGGGAGAUAAUCAUUUGUUUUACUGUUAAUCACAGUAAACUCAAUGUUAAGGUUUGUUUCAAAAAUAAUUGUGAUAAAAUUGUAAAGAUAUGUUUUUCAUUCCUGUAUUUUUUAUUGUUGUUUUUUUAAGUAGUGCUAGUUCAAAGUAUUAUGUAUUAGAAGAUUCCAAAUGGUGAUCCAAAUAAUAUUGAUUAAUUUAUAUUUUUAUGAAAAUAAUUGUUUUCUUAUAUUAUGACUGUGUGAUGUUUUGUGAAACUAAAAAGGAACAUUUUUUGUUUUGUAUCAUUUUCUUCAUUAAAUGAUUUUUCAAAUAUCAA